GGGAACUUCCCACCGGAGAAAAAAUGCACGGAAGGACCAGUCCACCUUGGAACAUGCCUCCCUCCACGUUUCGCUCGAGAGACACGAGGUAGGUUCUGAUUGGGCCAUCAGCCUCUUGUCGGGUCGCGGUCGCGAUCGCCAAAUGUGACAGCUUGUGGCAAAAGCGACCGCGGCGUCCAUGGGAGCAAAAAGCUCUUGAGCCUUGGUCCUGUUGGCCCUUCCCUUCCCAAAAGCCGCAUUGUACUGAUGGUGCAUGGAUACAUUACACGUCUUUCUACUCGUGAGGAAGCGUGCUCGGGGAUUUAUGAAGAAAUUGAGCAAUGUUGUCAAGCGCAAUUCCCCGCUGCUGGAGAACACCACAUUUCUCUGCUGAUUGUCAUCGUCGUGACUUGUGAGCUGAAUAAUAAAAUUUAAAACCUUUUCCCCAUUGAAUUCAUCGUGGAUUGUUGUAUCCGCAAGGAGGAAGAUGGGUGCAGGACAGUCCAGCAGUGCAGAAAACCACGCAGCGGGGGUUUUAGAAACAAAGCUUCGGGGAAGUGGAGAUUUGACUGUUUUGGAGCGAGCCUUCGAAUGUCUUUCACUAUCAUCGGAUGAGACCGGAAAACAAGCGCUAAUACAGAGAAAGAAAUUGGAAGGGUGCUUUGGACUCGCUCCAUUAGCAGUGAGAGAUGAUGGCAUAUCUCAAAUUUCUCAAAUCAUGGCUUCUGUUGGAUCGGCGAUUGUCGGAGAGUAUUUCGAUGCUGAACACGAGACGUUUGACUGGAAUCAGCUCCUGGAAGGAUAUCAGAAAAUCAUUGAGGCUACUGGUGUGGAACACUUGAAAGCGCUGUUUUCCGUUUUUUUCCGUGCAAGUGGGACGGCACUGGAGGACCCGAAAUCAAAAGUAUCAAAAUCUGAGAAUGAAGGGGAGGGAGCUGAUAUCACAUCCAUUAGUGAAACUCAACUCCAGAACUUCCUGUUGUUGUGCUGGGUUCUAAUGUGUCACACUAGGCUCCCAACGAAAGGCAAUGUGACCGAAAGUGGUGGUGUUUUGGAGAUUUCUUUACCGAAUAUUAACUCGUUAAUGUCAGCAGCUGUCAGUGCUUGUGAAAAGAAAUCGAAGGGUGAAACUUCUGCUGAGCAAAUUGGUCGGGAGAUGGUUUUCUCCAUUUCUGAUGUCUCUUCGUGGAUCCUGUCCACAAUACCUGCCCUUUCUGAAUGCUUGGUGCGCUACGUUCGAGCUCAACUGACCAGGAUUCCUGUUCUGUCCAAGGUUGAUAGUCACGAUGAGCAAAACAAAACUACGACGUCCCAGAGUGCUGAAUCUGAAGAAGCUGGAAGGACUUCUGACGACAAGCAAGAGCUGGAAAAUGCCAAGAAGGAUGUCCUCCUUCUUCACUCAGGAACGGCUUGGGCUGUGGGACUUUCUUUGAAAGAUUAUACUGCUGCAGAGAUUCUUUUCAGGGCUUCUUGUGGAAUCGUUGAAGCUGCAGAUGUUGAACUUCCCACUCUUCUCUACAGGUCAUCACUGCAUGGAAGAGGGUUGAACCGCUUCUGGACAUGUGUAGACGGAUAUCGUGCUCCUGUUAUUGUCCUCAUCUCCGCUCAGACCCAAGAGGAGUCAUCACCGGGAGCUGUUUUUGUAAUGGGGACGCUAGUCUCCUCUGGAUUUGAGAACAAGGAGUCGUCUUAUGGAGCAUCCGGUUGCUGUCUUUAUUCUGUUGAGCCGCUGUUCUGUCCUUUCCGUACUUCUGGUAAGGAGAAAUAUUACGUGUACAGUCAUAAGCACACUCCUGGUGCAGUUUACAGAGCUCAACCAGCUAAUGAAGGCAUCGGUCUGGGUGGAAGCUAUGGCAAGGAGAGAGUCUGGUUAGAUAAAGACUUCGCGACUCUGACUGUGAGACACCAUGCCGUGGACAAAACUUACCAUCCUGGGGGUCUUGUUCCGGGACAAGGCUUUUCCCCAGUUAGCGCUCAAAUGCUGGAAAUAGAGAUAUGGGGUUUGGGAGGAGUAAAAGCUGAACAGGAUCAAGCUAAGUUUCUCAACCGUGAGAAUUUGUUCUCUGAGCAACGACGCAAAAUAGAUCUAGCAGCUUUUGGCAAUUGGGAGAACUCUCCCGAGAAGAUGAUGAUGGAGAUGAUGGCUGAUCCAAAUGCCGGUCGCCGCCAAGAACGCUGAGCGUUUUCGUGAAUCAGCAGUGUAAUUUUUGAGCUCCUCGUUGCAGCUUAAAAAGUUUUGGAAUUAGCUGCAGUAAUUGAGCUCUGCGAUAGAGAAUGCGGUAGGUUGUGUACAAAGAGAAUCAAGGUGUAAAUCCAAGAUGUUCAUUGAUUACUUUGAAAGAUUUCUUCACUGAGUGAACUAGUGAUAUAAAUUUGUAAAAUUUUUUCCUUC
Molecule: messenger RNA, 2371 nt
Organism: Marchantia polymorpha subsp. ruderalis
Lineage: Eukaryota; Viridiplantae; Streptophyta; Marchantiopsida; Marchantiales; Marchantiaceae
Source: the annotation of a GenBank genome assembly